UGCACCAAAAGCAAAGGAGUGGUCAAGCCAUUAAAAGUACUAAAUAUACGCACAAACAAAUCUUUUCACCUCUCUCUUUCUCUUUCUCUCUCUGAUUCGACACAAAUCCAUUCGAAUUGUACUAGCCGCACCUAUUACUACAUCAAAACCCAUAUUCCUUUUGGCUCUGUGUUUGUAGUGCGUAGUGUGUGACUGUGUGUUUUCAAUUUUCAUCACCAGAGCAAAUUCUUGCCCAAAUUUGUUAUCAAAGUGGAUUUAAACUUACUCUUAGAGCAAGAAAUGGAGCUAAAUGGUGAAAUGAAGGUGUCAAAGUUCAAGAGGAUUUGUGUCUUCUGUGGGAGUAGUCAGGGCAAGAAAAGCAGCUAUCAAGAUGCUGCAAUUGAGCUUGGAAAAGAAUUGGUUUCAAGAAACAUCGAUUUGGUGUAUGGCGGAGGUAGCAUUGGGUUAAUGGGAUUGGUUUCGCAAGCUGUUCAUGAUGGUGGUCGCCAUGUCAUUGGGGUCAUUCCGAAGACACUCAUGCCUCGAGAGUUGACUGGUGAAACAGUAGGAGAAGUUAAAGCAGUGGCAGAUAUGCACCAAAGGAAAGCUGAGAUGGCUAAGCAUUCUGAUGCUUUUAUUGCUUUACCAGGUGGGUAUGGCACUCUUGAAGAGCUUCUUGAAGUGAUAACAUGGGCUCAACUUGGAAUUCAUGAUAAGCCUGUCGGAUUGCUGAAUGUUGAUGGUUACUACAAUUCGUUACUCUCGUUCAUUGACAAAGCAGUUGAAGAAGGCUUCAUUAGCCCAAGUGCUCGCCACAUCAUCGUUUCGGCUCCUACUGCUAAAGUUUUGGUUCGCAAAUUGGAGGAGUAUGUUCCAAGCCAUGAAGGUGUUGCUUCAAAGUUGAACUGGGAAAUUGAGCAACAACUUGAAUUCACUGACUAUGAUAUCUCUAGAUGAUCAAAGAAGAAAAAGAUUGAAGACUUUUGGAAGAAAAAAAAAAGGAGCUAACUUUGAAAGGGCUUUUGUUCUAAUUAGAUUUUUGAUGUGAAGGGUAGUAAUCUUUUUUGAUUUUGUAAAUUAUUAAUGAUGGAAAUGACUUCCAAGAAAACAUGUGGGAAAUCUCUCAUUUUGUAACCCCCCUUCACUUGCAACUCUGGUUUAUUUCACAGGUUGUAAAGAUUACCAUAUAUAUGCAUAUUACUAUCUCCUC
Messenger RNA from Lactuca virosa, 1189 nucleotides. The record is from the annotation of a GenBank genome assembly. Lineage: Eukaryota; Viridiplantae; Streptophyta; Magnoliopsida; Asterales; Asteraceae.